Molecule: messenger RNA, 1046 nt
Organism: Pelagomonas calceolata
Lineage: Eukaryota; Pelagophyceae; Pelagomonadales; Pelagomonadaceae
Source: the annotation of a GenBank genome assembly
AGAUUAGUGAGAGCGGGGAGGCGCGGACGGGGUACUCUACCCGAGUACCGUCUGCAUCUGGCACUUCGUGCCGUAGUAGCCCGAGAAGCAUUUGCAGAGGCCCGAGUCGUAGUCGCACAAUCCUCUUCCCGAGCAGUCCCGGCCCUUCGUGUUGCCCAUGCCCGAGAGGAUGUCCGUGCCCGACGGGCACUCCUGGAGGCUACAGUCGGGGCCACGGAAUCCGAGAUCGCAGACGCACCCCACGUGCUUCAUGGCGUCCCAGGGCGUCGAGUAGACCGUGCCCGCUUCCGAGGCGAGCUGCUUCUGCGUGUAGCAGAUGCCGCGGUCCGAGCAGUCGUUCGGGCAGGAAGUGCGCUCGCACGCGAUGCCCUCGUAGCCGUCGAAGCAGUCGCACUCGCCGGACUUGCGGUCGCAGGAGCCCUGGUUGGAGCACUCGGCCAUGCCGUGGACGUCGUUGUGGCCGGCGACGGGGUACUUGACCCAGGCCGUGUCCUUGGGGCACGUGCGCUCCGAGCAGUCGGCGGCCUGCCAGGCCGUGUCGUUGUUCGGGCGGAGGUGGCAGGUGCAGCGGUCGUCGGCGCCGCACGAGCCGUGGCCGGAGCAGCCGUUCGGGCAGUAGGCGUAGGCCGAGGCGGCGAGGAGGAGGAGCUUGUACAUCGUUUUGUGGUGUGGUGUUUUUUUUGUUUCUGCGAGGGGGGGGCGCGGCGUCGGGUCCGGGGCUCUCAGCGCGCGCGCGGCGGGGCGGCGGCCGGCGGCGGCCCGGGCAGCCCCCGGGAGCUGCGCUCGGUGGGAGCCGGAGCAGCCCGUGGGAGCGAGGGCACGCGGCGCGAUGCCGGGCAGCCCUAGCGCCGCGGGGCGGCCUAUUGGUCCAGCGAGCUUAUUUAACGAGCGUCUGCUCUUCGCAGAGCAGGGACGUCGCGGUGAAGCGGGACUCCCAGGAUCCGAGGCGAUGGUCCUUUUCAGUGUGUUGGCAGCCUAAUUUUGUAGUUGCGCGGGCUGUAACCUUGUCAAAAGAGCCUCCAAAGCUGGUCCAGCGGCUAUAAUCU